AUGAGAAGGGGUGAAUACAAAGUAGCAGGUGGCUAUCCACUGUACAAACUGGACAUUGAAGCUUUCAAGAAGGACUACAUGGUUCAUGUAAAAGGCAUUGAUGGAUAUGAGGCACAACAAGUUCUUAUAAUGUUCAUGGACAAGGAAGCCGAAAUUGAAAGUAAUGUCAUGUUGGAUGACCAGAAAAUGACCGAAGAAGAUAGGCAGAGAGAGCUGGAAAGAAUACACAAAGAACACCAGGAUGCCCAAGAAGCACAAGAAAUGUUAUUUGAAAGUAAACUAUGCGAAGAAAAAGAGCGCGCUGAAGAGCAUCAAAGGAAAAUGGAAGAAGAACGUAAUGGAUAUAUGAAGAGACAACAGGAGAAAAUGGCAGCGAUAAAGAAUGAAUUCGAUGCUCAAAUGAAACUUAGUGAAAAGCAAAUGGAAAUGAUGCGUGCGCAAAAUGAGUCCGAAAGGAAAUCAUUCCAGGAGCAAGUGAAUAGGUUGACAGAAGAACAUAAGAGGAAAGAACUAGAAAAUAAGAAUUGGUUUGAUAAAAUGAUACAAAAUGAGAACGUCAGAGCACAGCAGCGAGUUUACGAUGUCACUAACAAAUUCCAAAAUAUGCUAGAAGUAGAAAAGAAAAGGUGUUCAAAUAUGGAUAGUAAUAUAAAAUCACAAAAGCGGGAAAUAGAGGAGGAGAAAAAGAAAAGGAGAGAAAUGGAAGAAGAAUAUUUGCGAGAGAUGAAUGCCUAA
Mercenaria mercenaria is the source of this 735-nucleotide messenger RNA. Its product is annotated as trichohyalin-like. NCBI's taxonomy places the organism in Eukaryota, Metazoa, Mollusca, Bivalvia, Venerida, Veneridae. The record is from RefSeq and is a predicted model, not a curated record. Bases 1 to 735 code for a protein of 244 amino acids. Gene Ontology annotation, molecular function: GTP binding; GTPase activity. The transcript is spliced from 3 exons.